UGUAGGGAGACUGAGAGGAACCCGCUGCUGGACAGAACCACCAAAGAACAACAUGGAGGCUGCAGACCAGGAGGACAACAUGGACCCUGGUGUCAUGGAUGUUGAGAGGGAAGGGGAUGACUGUGACACCAGCUGGAGCCAAGAGCUCAGGCUCGUCCUCAUCGGAAAAACAGGAAGUGGCAAGAGUGCAUCUGGAAACACCAUCUUGGGCCGGAGGCAUUUCCUGUCUCAGAUGAGCGGCAGCUCUGUCACACAGAUCUGUGAGCUCGGGAGCGUCAUGCUCACAGAGGAAGAGGCAGCCGAGGAGGAGGAGGAGGGCCAGGCUGUCACAGGGAGGAAGAUGAGGAGAGUCACAGUGCUUGACAUGCCAGGUUUUGGGGACACUCACCUCAGCAGGGAGCAGAUUCAUGCAGAGAUAGCCAAGUGUGUGUGUCUCUCUGCCCCCGGGCCUCAUGCCUUCCUCCUGGUGGUGCCAUUAGGACGAUACACAGACGACGAGAACAAGGCUGUUGGUGAGAUGUCAAAGAUAUUUGGGGAGGAGGCACUCCGUCACCACACUCUGGUUCUUUUUACCAGAGGUGAUGACCUGGAGGGGAUGGGGAUUGAAGAGUUCCUGAGGAAAACUGCGCCUCCCGGGCUCAAGGCUCUGAUUAACAGGUGUGGCAGCAGGUACCAUGUCCUCAACAACAAAGACCCAAGUAACUCAGAGCAAGUGAAAGAACUCCUGAUGAAGGUGGACAUGAUGGUGAGGCAGACCACCACAGGGUUUUAUACCAACGAAAUGUAUUUAGAGGCGGAAGCUGCCAUCAGGGAGGAGCAGGAACGGAUGUUGAGGAAGCGAGGUGAAGGGAAAGAACGAGGGGGGAACAAGAGCAGCAGCAGCAGCAGCAGUAGGGAGGAACUGGUGAAACGAAGGAAGUGUCACCUAGAGCCUGACGAAGCAGGGGGCAGCACGAGAGGAAAUGAAGAUGACUUUAGGGUGGAGAGAUGGACAGAGGAGAGCAAAUGCAGUGCUUUCAGCCUCCUCAGGGACAUAUUUAAACAAAGCAGGGACCGGUUCAGAGGGAGACACGAGGGCCACAGGGGGGACAUCAGCAGGCGACAUUCUCGCCGUUCAUCCUUGACUCGUAUGAGACAGGAGGCUGUGCUCUCUGCUAAGGUCCUGGACAGAGUGAAGAUCAUGGUAGCUGCUGGAGCCACGGGCAUGGCAUUCGGGACGAUGUUUGGCAUAGCAGUCCCUUUGGCUGCUGCAGCUGGGGCUUCCCUUGUGGGAAACUCGGUGGGUUUCGCUGCAAGUCAACUAGCAGGGAUGUCUGUAGCGGGAGGCACGGGGGUUGGGAAAGCUGUGGGGGCCAUAGUGGCAGCAGCUUCAGGUAAAACGGCCCUGGCACUGGGAGCAGCAACAGGUGGGGCCAUGGGCGGUUCUGUGGGAGCCAUUGUUGGUGCUGGGGCUGCCAGUCCAAGGGAGGGUGCUUUGGAUGCCCUGGGGCAGGUUAGUUCCAUCGGGGCCUCUGCUGUGGGGAUGGCAGCAGGAGUUGGAGCAUCCUUGGGAGCUGGGGCUGCUCUAGGUGCAGUUCUGGAGGGAGCAGCUGUCGGCACAGCCGCCCUCGGUGCAGCUGAAACUGCAGCAGUAGGUGCAGCCAAUGCGUCUGUAGCUCAGGCUGGUUUAGUUUCAGCAGCACUGUCUACCACUGUAGCACCUCAGGGUGCUGCUGCAGGAGCAGUCUUAGCUCAGGCUGAGUCUGUUGGUACUGUAUGUGGGUUCACAGGUCCAGGUGUGGCCAGCACGGUCCUGUCAGACCCUUUGAGAACUGCGGGGGCAACAACUCGUAUUUUAUCCGUAGUGGCUGAUAUAAGCAAGGCUGUAGCAAGCAUCGCCGUGGCUGGGGGUCUGGUAGUGAAGGUGGUAAAGGAAAACGUUAGAUGUGGCACACAAACAGAAGAAACAAAUCACUCUGAGAAAAAGUCUUAUGAGAUCUACUGGAACAAAUAAAUACAGCCUGAGAGUGGAGUUGGUUUCUAGUUAAUUAGUGUAUAAUUAUAUUUUCUCCUGAUGAAAUCCUGCACAUCAAAGUAGCUUCAGUCUGUGUUGCUAUUAAAACACCUCAAAUAUUCAGUAGCUGGAGCAUUGUGGUGUGAAACUGGUAAAAUGCUGGUAAGAGAGUUUAGUGAUAUUUUCCGUGUAAUGACAGAUGAAGGAUAUUAGCGUAUGAAUGAUUGUUUUAAGGUUGUGACUCAUCUUGCACUGGUUGGUUUAGAACAAGAACUUAAGUAUUUUUAUAGAAAUAAAGAACAAAAAGACAGACAAAAGAAGUAUUAGAAAGCAUUUUAAAUCCUAAAGGGUGACAGUGGGUUGUGUGUUUUUUGUGUUUCACUUGCCACUUUAUCUGAAAAGUGUUUAUUAGUUUUGAACAUCCAGCACCAGAUGCUGUAAAUGUAUCACCAGUUCACUCCUGUUCUGACUUUUGUUGCAGUCAAAUGAGCACUAAAGACAAUAAAGUAUUUGAAUGAC
This is a messenger RNA of Limanda limanda (common dab), 2512 nucleotides long. RefSeq lists its product as uncharacterized. Lineage: Eukaryota; Metazoa; Chordata; Actinopteri; Pleuronectiformes; Pleuronectidae. The record is from RefSeq and is a predicted model, not a curated record. Gene Ontology annotation, molecular function: GTP binding. The transcript is spliced from 2 exons. Bases 53 to 1993 code for a protein of 646 amino acids.